AUGAGCAUCACUUGUGUCGCUAAUGUCGUCGAGGGCGUUGACGAAGAGGGCAAGACAACCUUGAACCCUCACCAACGCGACCAAUGGGAGUUUGCAGCUCAUGUCUCGCGCAAGUCUCAGGCAUACGAGCCUCUGUUGCUUGAGAAUGAGCGCGAAGCGGUUGCUGACCUCCUCCAAUACCUCGAGAACCGAACAACAACCAAUUUCUUCACCGGGUCACCUCUCUCAGCGCUGACGACGUUGUCGUUCUCGGACAACAUUGACCUUCAGCGAAGUGCAGCAUUGGCAUUUGCAGAAAUUACAGAAAAGGAGGUUCGACCGGUUGGGAGGGACACUCUGGAUCCGCUGCUCUUCCUCCUGAGCAGCCAUGAUACCGAUGUUCAACGAGCGGCCUCUGCGGCCCUGGGCAAUCUUGCAGUCAAUGUUGAAAACAAGCUCCUGAUUGUCAAGCUGGGCGGACUUGAGCCCCUCAUUCGGCAGAUGCUUAGCCCAAAUAUUGAAGUCCAAUGCAAUGCGGUCGGGUGUGUCACUAAUUUGGCCACACAUGACGAAAACAAGACCAAGAUUGCGAGGUCAGGCGCAUUGGUUCCACUUACACGGCUUGCUCGGUCAAAGGAUAUGCGGGUUCAGCGCAACGCCACGGGCGCUCUCUUGAACAUGACACAUUCAGACGAGAACAGGCAACAGCUCGUUAGCGCAGGGGCCGUCCCAGUACUAGUCAAUCUUCUCACUAGCCCAGAUACCGACGUGCAGUAUUACUGCACCACUGCCCUGAGCAACAUUGCCGUCGAUGCCUAUAACCGUCGCAAGCUGGCAGCCACGGAACCAAAGUUGGUUCACAGUCUCGUUGUGUUGAUGGAUAGUCCGAGUCUCAAGGUUCAAUGUCAAGCAGCUCUAGCGCUUCGAAACUUAGCUAGCGACGACAAGUAUCAAAUUGACAUUGUCAAAGCUGGUGGUUUGACACCCUUGCUUCGUCUCUUAUGCUCCACCUAUCUUCCUCUUAUCCUUUCCGCCGCUGCCUGCGUCCGAAACGUCUCCAUUCACCCUCAAAACGAGUCGCCAAUCAUCGAAGCUGGCUUCUUGAAUCCACUUGUCGACUUGCUUUCCUUUGAAGAAAACGAAGAGGUUCAAUGCCACGCUAUCUCGACAUUGCGCAACCUCGCAGCGUCGUCAGAGAAGAACAAGCUCCAGAUCGUUCAGGCUGGCGCCGUCCAAAAGAUCAAAGAUUUGGUUAUGCACGUUCCCAUGAAUGUACAAAGCGAAAUGACUGCCUGCGUUGCAGUCCUGGCCCUCAGUGAGGAUUUGAAGCCCCAACUGCUAGAGAUGGGGAUCUGCAAUGUUCUUAUCCCCCUCACAAACUCAUCCAGCAUUGAAGUGCAAGGAAACAGCGCCGCGGCGUUGGGCAAUCUGACCUCGAAAGAUAUGCAUGUUAGUGACGAGGAUUAUACGCCUUUCAACGACGUCUGGGACAAGCCCGAAGGCGGCAUGCACGCUUAUUUGCACCGCUUCCUCACGAGCUCAGACUUGACCUUCCAGCACAUCGCGGUAUGGACAAUAGUGCAACUUCUGGAAUCACGAGACCCAGAGCUCACACGUAAAAUCCGCGAAUCAAAUCUUCUUCUGCCGAGCAUACAAGAGCUUUCGGUGUCUCAGCCCUCUUCACCAAACACCUAUAGCCGGACGCAGAGUGACUCUGUUUCGGAAGACGGUGACGGAAACGGCCAAGAAGAGAUUACACUUCUCGCCAAAAAGAUUAUCCAAUACGUUAAUGGAGAGUUUGAUUCGGAUGCGGAGAUGCCGGAAAACUCGGUCCCCGUGGGCAGCAUGAGCGGCCAUGGACGGACCACGUCGAGACAUGCAGAGAGCGCGGCUUCGUCUGUGAACAGACGGACAGCGACACACCUACCUGGGGAACGGGACGCAGAGCUCCGUAGGAGUGUUAGAGAUGCGUUGGCAUCAUCGGAUGAUGAUGUGUAA
Molecule: messenger RNA, 1977 nt
Organism: Serendipita indica DSM 11827
Lineage: Eukaryota; Fungi; Basidiomycota; Agaricomycetes; Sebacinales; Serendipitaceae
Source: the annotation of a GenBank genome assembly